This is a messenger RNA of Ziziphus jujuba (common jujube), 2396 nucleotides long. Its product is annotated as UDP-glucuronate:xylan alpha-glucuronosyltransferase 1. Bases 253 to 2160 code for a protein of 635 amino acids. The record is from RefSeq and is a predicted model, not a curated record. NCBI's taxonomy places the organism in Eukaryota, Viridiplantae, Streptophyta, Magnoliopsida, Rosales, Rhamnaceae. The transcript has 5 exons. Gene Ontology annotation, molecular function: glycosyltransferase activity. Gene Ontology annotation, biological process: xylan biosynthetic process.
AUAAACGAAUAGAACGAAAUCAAAUAAAAAGAAAUAAUGAAAGAGAAAUGCUGGUGACAAACUAGAAACAAAAAGAGAAAAUGAAUUAAACAAAAAUUCAUGUAGACGUUACUCUCUCUAUAUUGACACUCUUUCUGUCUUACUCUCAUCUCAACUUUGUCCCUCUCUCCUCCAUCCUCAUCCUCAUCCCUCGGCCAAACCUCCAGAGUUUACAGAUCAGAUGCUGAAUUUUCUUGUUGCUAACAAAUCAACAUGAGAGGAGUAAUGGGUACGUCUCCUCGUGUAUCCAUUGAUGACAUAUAUAGAAGAAGAUUACAGAGGAGUAGAGCUAAAGAUUCUGAGAAGCCUUUCCACCUAUCCAUCCAAGAUAGAAGUUCAAAAUGCAAAUUUCCUCUGCUAAGACUUGUUCUACUUAUUAUCAUUUCUGGCACUUUUGUAACACUAAUAUACUCUCCAGAGGUUUACAGCAAUAACAAUCAAUCACAGUCCGCUUCUCGGGGAAGUUUUGUCAACAGGUGGAUAUGGGGUGGUCCAGAUACACGAUAUAUAUCACACAUAGACAUUGAAUGGAAGGAUAUCAUAAAAGCUAUAAAGAAAGUUCCUUUGAAGAAUGAAUAUCAAGGAAUUGGACUAUUGAACUUCAAUGGGAGCGAGAUUGAUAAGUGGAAGCAGCUUAUUCCUGAUGCUGCACACAUUGUUCUGAAUCUAGACCAUGCUGCACAAAAUGUGACUUGGGAUUCCCUGUAUCCAGAAUGGAUAGAUGAGUUAGAAGAAGAAGAGGUGCCUACUUGUCCAUCUCUACCAAAGCUCAAUGUCCCGGGAAGACGGAUAGAUCUCAUAGCUGUGAAGCUUCCUUGUCGAAAUGAAGGGAAUUGGUCAAGAGAUGUUGCUAGACUGCACUUGCAACUCGAAGCAGCGAGACUUGCAGCCUCUUCAAAAGCUUACUACCCUGUUCAUUUGCUUUUUGUCACAAACUGCUUUCCAAUGCCAAAUCUUUUCACUUGCAAAGAAAUUGUUGCUCGGGAGGGAAAUGCUUGGUUAUACAAGCCAAACUUGAAUGUUGUCAGAGAGAAACUCCAGCUCCCGGUUGGUUCCUGUGAACUUGCACUUCCUCUCGGUGGAAAAGAGGUGGUUUAUUCGGGAAAUGUUCGUCGAGAGGCGUAUGCAACUAUUCUCCAUUCAGCAGAUGUUUAUGUUUGUGGAGCAAUCGCUGCUGCUCAAAGUAUUCGAAUGUUGGGAUCAACUAGAGACCUUGUCAUACUUGUUGAUGAGACAAUUAGCGAGUAUCACAGGAGUGGACUCGAAGCAGCUGGUUGGAAGAUCAAAACAAUCCAAAGGAUAAGGAACCCGAAGGCUGAGAAAGAUGCAUACAAUGAAUGGAACUACAGCAAAUUUCGGCUAUGGCAGCUGACCGACUAUGACAAAAUCAUAUUCAUUGAUGCCGAUUUGCUUAUACUGAGAAACAUCGAUUUCUUAUUUGGGAUGCCAGAAAUCUCAGCAACAGGAAACAACGGUACACUUUUCAACUCUGGUGUGAUGGUCAUUGAGCCGUCAAAUUGCACAUUCCAGCUUUUGAUGGAACAUAUUAAUGAGAUAGAGUCCUAUAAUGGUGGAGAUCAAGGAUAUCUGAAUGAGAUCUUUACAUGGUGGCAUAGGAUUCCGAAACACAUGAAUUUCUUGAAGAACUUCUGGAUUGGUGAUGAUGAAGAGGUGAAAGAAAUGAAGACUAGACUCUUUGGUGCUGAGCCUCCAAUCUUAUAUGUCUUGCACUAUCUGGGUUUGAAGCCAUGGUUGUGUUAUCGAGACUAUGAUUGCAAUUGGAAUAUUGAUUUUAUGCAAGAAUUUGCAAGUGAUGUUGCUCAUCAAAAAUGGUGGAAAGUUCACGACGCAAUGCCUGAGAUGUUGCAGCAGUUUUGCCUUUUGAAAUCAAAGCAAAAGGCACAGUUGGAAUGGGAUAGAAGUCAAGCUGAAAAAGAUAACUACACAGAUGGACAUUGGAGAAUUAGAAUCCAAGAUGGAAGGUUGAAGAAAUGCAUAGACAAAGUAUGCAAUUGGAAGAAAAUGUUGAAGCAUUGGGGAGAAACAAAUUGGACAGAUAUUGACGAGUAUGUUGCUCAAACCCCACCAGCGAUUACUUCUGCUUCUCUUUCUGGUUUAUGAGUGUAUAUUACACUCCCAAUUUUUAUCACCACAUUUUGGGGCCUUCUUUCUGUAGAUGACACAUAGUUCCAAAAAAAAAGUUCUCAUUUUUAAUUACCCCCAUAUUAUUGAUUCAUAAGAAUGUUUUAGACCCACAUUUACUUUUUGGGCUAUAACGAUGGUUCUGAGGCUGAUGUUUUUCUCUACUUAAUAAUAGAAAAAAUAAAGCACUUCUUGAUCACUUUUGUUUUUCUUGA